CCCCUCUGAAACAAGGUGGCCAAGGCCCCCAGUGGCAGAGCCAGUGACGUACUAACGUGCAGCAGCAAUGAAUCACUGAAAGACAAUGCCUCUCUCUGCGCCUGAUGUGUUUGCAAAUGAACAUUCAGCAUGUAGGUACAACACCGGAGCCACCGCUUUAGGAUGCUUAUUGAUUGUGCAGGAAAUUGUGCUGCUUUGUAUCUAAAACAUUAUAUGAAUAUUUAUGGAGCUGCAACAAAGAUUAAAACUUUAUUCUCAACUUCUAAAAAAAAAGAAAAAUUAGAACUCCUACAAAACUCUGCGUUUGUUUCCAAUUAACUCCGUCAAAAUGCCGGCAGGUGUGGCGCCUAUAGGCCAAUUCCUAAAGCGCGCAAGCGGACGCUCGUGCACGCGCGCGCACGCUCACAUAUGACUCAUCUCAUCGAAACUAAAGCACUUUGUCAGAGGCGUCCAUUCACGUUACACCCAUGCAAGUACGCGCAGACUCAUUCUCAGCUUGGAGAGAGGCACUUAUAGUGAGGGUGGCUAUAUAAGUCCAUUCAGCAUCCACCUUUAAAGUAACUAUAUACUUGCAUCUUCAAAGGAGUGAAAGAGGGCGGCUUCUUGCCAACUGUCUGGCAACCUUCACGGCUGUACUGGACUCCCUGCACUGAAGAUUCCAGCUGAUAUCCUGACAUGAAGCUCAAUUUAUUUGGUACCACCGUGAUUCUGCUUGUUGCCUUUUUGCCGCGCUUCGAAUGUCGGGCUAUUGAGAGCCCUGGCGGAACCCUGCGCGUCCCAGCUCCCCAAAACUCCCAACAGCUGCAGCAACAACAGUCUAGUCCCAUCCUGGAGCGCCUUGGAGAGGAGUAUUUUAUUCGACUGGGGAACGGGGACUCUAACUCUUUCCCGGCAUCGUCUCUGUACCCCGUCGGAUCCCCUUCCAUCUUCAACAGAGCGUUGCAGCUCCAGCGUCUCUUACAGGGGAAAGUUGGGAACAUCAGGGCGCUUCUCAGCGGCUUCGGGGAUCGCGGGGAGGAAUCAAUGGAAAGAGGAAGGAGGUCCGAGGAUCCACCGAUAUCCCUGGACCUGACCUUCCACCUGCUUCGGGAGAUGAUGGAGAUGUCCAAGGCGGAACAGCUGGCUCAGCAGGCGCAAAACAACAGAAGAAUGAUGGAGCUCUUUGGUAAAUGAAGACCUCUCCCCAGUUCGCCAAAGAUCUCAGUUCCCUUUUUUUUCUCUUUUUAAUUCUGCAUUUUUAUCAUCAGCACAAAACAUGAUCUGUGCAAUAUAGUGCUGCUUUAUCACUCUAUUAUUUAGAGCUUUAACCUCAAAUUAUGGAGCAUAAACGGGCUUGACUUAGAAUGAGCCGAUUGUACCUUGCCAUUUUCAUGUUGGUGUCAAAUCUGUAGAGUUAUGCCGUUCUUCAUAUUUGAGUCAACACACUUUUUGUUGUGGAAACAUGAAUUUCAUUGAGAAAACUGGUACUUUGUUUUAGAUUAUCAAUCACUGUAUUUAUGAUAUUUAUUGUUUGUUAAUAAACUCAUGUGCAACCAGUCAUUUUCUGUUGUGCAACAGAAAGUCUUAUAUCUAUAUUUUUUAAAUAAAAAACUAAAAGCAA
Molecule: messenger RNA, 1600 nt
Organism: Oryzias melastigma (Indian medaka)
Lineage: Eukaryota; Metazoa; Chordata; Actinopteri; Beloniformes; Adrianichthyidae
Gene: crhb
Product: corticotropin releasing hormone b
Exons: 2
Coding region: 676-1173 (165 amino acids)
Cellular component (GO): extracellular region
Molecular function (GO): hormone activity
Source: RefSeq, a predicted model, not a curated record